Sorghum bicolor (sorghum) is the source of this 2634-nucleotide messenger RNA. RefSeq names its product transcription factor MYB124. The record is from RefSeq and is a predicted model, not a curated record. Gene Ontology annotation, cellular component: nucleus. Gene Ontology annotation, molecular function: DNA-binding transcription factor activity, RNA polymerase II-specific; RNA polymerase II cis-regulatory region sequence-specific DNA binding. The transcript is spliced from 14 exons. NCBI's taxonomy places the organism in Eukaryota, Viridiplantae, Streptophyta, Magnoliopsida, Poales, Poaceae. Gene Ontology annotation, biological process: regulation of DNA-templated transcription. Bases 291 to 2240 code for a protein of 649 amino acids.
UUCCUCUCCUCACUUCCUCCUCACUGUCCACAGUUCUCACCCACCAGGCCGGGCGGGCAACCCAAUCUGCCAACCAUCACGUCGCGUGCCGUGCGUUCUCCCCCGCAUCCGCCCCUGCGUUGGCUGCUUCCGGCCCCUCCGGACCCCGAGUUCAAAAAUUCCUCCAUUGGCGCCCAAACACCAAACCCUAGCCUCGCCCCGGCCCGCCGCCCCCUCCGGCCGGCCGGGCUCGCCAGUCACCGUCGCACGCGGCGGGGGGUCCGCAGGCGGAACAUGCGGUGUCCCGAGCCAUGGCGACCGGGCCCGAUCUGAGCUCCUCCUCCUCCGGCGCCGCCGCGGCCGCGGCCGUACCUGACGCUGCCGCCGCCGCCAGGAAGGACCGCCACAUCGUCAGUUGGAGCGCCGAGGAGGAUGGCGUGCUUCGUGCUCAAAUCGCACUUCAUGGCACUGAUAACUGGACCAUUAUAGCCGCACAAUUCAAGGACAAGACGGCCAGACAGUGCAGGAGAAGAUGGUACAAUUAUUUGAACUCAGAGUGCAAGAAAGGUGGGUGGUCCAGGGAAGAGGAUAUGCUUUUGUGUGAGGCUCAAAAAGUUCUUGGAAACAAGUGGACUGAAAUUGCAAAAGUUGUCUCUGGAAGAACUGACAAUGCAGUGAAGAAUCGCUUUUCUACUCUGUGCAAAAGGAGGGCCAAGGAUGAGGAGCUAUACCAAGAAAAUGGUGUGCCAUGUUCCAACACAAAUGCAAAGAGGGUUCUCACAGAAACAGGAUGCCUGACACCAGGCGGAGCUGCCUCCUUGCUACAUAUUAAGCAGAUGAGGUCUUCCAGUUCUGAUUUAAAGGAGAACCUGGUACCAAAUAUGAGAUUAUUUGAACAAGAAAAGAGCACACAAGAUGCCAGGCAACCUCUUGCUACCAUUUCUUCGAACAACCAAGAUAACGUGAAUACAGUUAAAUCCCAAAAUUGUGUCAAGCGGGAGGGUAAUUUUCUGAACAAGGAUGACCCAAAAGUUGCUACUUUAUUGCAGCAAGCUGAUUUGCUUUGCUCCCUUGCAACAAAAAUAAAAAGUGACAAUACAAGUCAAAGCAUGGAUGAAGCAUGGCAGCAACUGCAAGAUCAUUUAAUGAAAAAAGAGCACAAUGAAGUGCCAGAAAAUAGUGGGUCUGAAAUAGGUUCACUCCUAGAGGAGCUUGAUGAUUUAAUUGUAGACCCCUAUGAGAGUAAAGAUGAAGAUGGACAAAAGUUAAGCGAGCACAUUGGACAAACUGAUGUGGACAAUGAUCACUGUAACGGUUCUUCACAAACUAGCAUAGAAGUAACAUCAAAUAUGGUCCCAGAGGAAAUGAUGAAAGAUUGCCCAGUAGAUAACUGCAAAGAGGAUAAUAGUCUUUGUAGAAAUGUGCUUUCUGGAAGUACAGAACCUUGCCCAGGUGCAAUACCAGCAUGUGGAAAUUCGAGCAAGGACCAGGUUGCUGAAGAUAGCAAUAGCAUGCUUCAACGUGUAGAAUCUACAUCUCCUGUUAUAACAGAUAUUGAUGAUUUAAUCAUAGACCCGUAUGAGAGUGAAGAGGAAGAUGAAGAAAAUUCAGGGGAGCAGAAUCGACAGAUUAAUGUUCAUGAUGAGCAGUGUUUUGGUUCUUCGCAAACUGUCAUGGAAGUGAUAUCAGACAUGGCCCCUGAUGAAGUGAUGAAAACUUGUCCAGCAGGUAACUGCGAAGAACAUAAUAGCAUUUGCCAAAAUGUGCUUUCUGGAAGUAUGGAACCUUGCCCAGGUGCAGAAAUACUAGCAUCUGAAAAAUUGAGUGAGCUUGAUGAAGAUAGUAGACUUCAAUGUAUGGAGUUUGCUUCUCCUGUUUUGACAAAUUUUGAGAGUAAAGACUGUGGAGAAACACCAGCACCACAAAAUCUUAAUGAGAUUGCUGAAGAUAGCAGGCUCCAAUGUAUUGAAUUCACCUCCCCAGCUCACACAGUUCUCCGAGAUAAAGCAGGUGUAGAAAACUUUGCAUCCCCAAGUUUUGCUGUGGUUGCAAAAGAUAGUAAGCCUCCAUCUUCGGAAUUCACGUCCCCUGCUCACACAGUUGCAACAUUCCAACCGUAUGCAGACGACAUGCCUACCCCCAAAUUCACUGCUAGUGAGAGGAAUUUUCUGCUGUCUGUGAUAGAGCUGACCUCACCAGGGUCAAGGCCUGAAACUUCUCAGCAUCCAUCUUGCAAAAGGGCUCUUCUUAAUAGCCUUUGAAAUGUGUUUGCAUAAAAUCCCAAGACCAAGCCUGCUAUGCCCCUCAGCAUAAUUUGGCUACUCCUAUAUGCAUGAAGUGUGCCCACCCGCAAGGGUUUCAUAGUUUGUUUUGUUUUGUUUGUUGUGUAUAUAACGAUGCAUUGGUGUGGUUGUAUUAGCAUACAGGAAUGAAAGGGUGGUGGUGUAAGUGUUUACAGCUUGUAUUCAAAAUAUAGAAUAAGUAAUAUUCUUUGUGUAAUUAACUCUUGUAAUUCUUCUCUCGGGUGCGAGCUAUCAGAUUACUGUGUAGUGUGAUGUAAUGGCUUUCCUUUGUUGAGCUUUUGAGAUGGAAGAACCGACAUACAGGGUAUGGCUGUAUGCUUUAUAUGGUUGGAAACAUGAAAUUCUGUUGAUA